Messenger RNA from Lotus japonicus, 2291 nucleotides. Its product is annotated as pentatricopeptide repeat-containing protein At1g59720, chloroplastic/mitochondrial. The record is from RefSeq and is a predicted model, not a curated record. The transcript has a single exon. Gene Ontology annotation, molecular function: zinc ion binding; RNA binding; protein binding. Gene Ontology annotation, biological process: RNA modification. Bases 114 to 1937 code for a protein of 607 amino acids. Lineage: Eukaryota; Viridiplantae; Streptophyta; Magnoliopsida; Fabales; Fabaceae.
ACUGCUUCCUCGGUUGCUCCUUAUCCGCUUCACAUGUGAUGAUUAACAUGAAUACAGGGUGUGUCUUCUUCACAGUUGAUCCCAUCCAUUAUUCUGAAUAAAUUCCUCAUAUAAUGACUUUGGCCAUUGCAGCAGCAACCCCACCUCCUCUAACCAAUAACCAUAACAACAGCCUUAUCCACUUGUUGAAUAACAACUCCACUGGCAUCAUCACCAUGUCUCACCUUAAGCAAAUACACGCCCAAACGCUACGCACCAUUGACACCACCAACCAUCCACAAGCUCUCUUCCUCUACAGCAGAAUUCUCCACUAUUACUCCUCUUUGGCUGAUCUUAACUAUGCUACUCGGCUAUUUCACCACUUUGGGAAACCCAAUUCCUUUAUGUGGAACACUCUCAUACGAGCCUACGCGCGUAGCGCCAACCACAAACACCAGGCCAUUGAGCUUUACAAAGCUAUGAUGUUGAUGAUGGAAGAAGAAGUUGUACCUGAUCACUACACAUUCCCCUUUGUUCUGAAAGCGUGUGCUCACACUUUUUCUCUGUGUGAAGGAAAACAGGUUCAUGCUCAGCUUCUGAAACUUGGGUAUGAGUCAGAUACUCGUAUUUGCAACAGUUUGAUUCAUUUUUAUGCCACGUGCGGGUGUUUGGACAUGGCACUGAAAAUAUUUCAGAACAUGUCUGAAAAGAGUGAGGUUUCGUGGAAUGUCAUGGUUGAUUCUUAUGUAAGGGCUGGAGAGUUUGACACUGCCCUGAAGGUGUUUGGUGAAAUGCUCAAGUUACAUGACCCUGAUGGUUAUACAAUGCAGAGUGUUAUCAGUGCUUGUGCUGGUUUGGGUGCUCUGUCUUUGGGUAUGUGGGCUCACGCUUAUGUUAUGAAAAAGUGUGACAAGAAUGUGGCUGCUGAUGUUUUAGUCAACACUUGCUUGGUGGAUAUGUAUUGCAAAUGUGGAUCAUUGGAAAUUGCUCAGCAGGUGUUCGAAAGAAUGCCAUAUAGAGAUGUAAACUCAUGGAAUUCAAUAAUCUUGGGAUUUUCCAUGCACGGGAAGGCUGAGGCAGCUUUGGAUUAUUUUUUCCGGAUGGUGAAGAUAGAGAAAUUUGUGCCGAAUUCUAUCACUUUUGUUGGGGUCUUGAGUGCAUGUAAUCACAGGGGCAUGGUUAAUGAGGGGCUUAUGUAUUUUGACAUGAUGACUAAAGAGUACAAUGUUGAGCCAAGAUUAGAGCAUUAUGGGUGUCUUGUUGAUCUUUUUGCUCGAGCUGGGCGCAUCCAAGAGGCUCUGAACUUGGUUUCAGAAAUGCCCAUCAAACCAGAUGCUGUAAUCUGGAGGAGUCUUUUGGAUGCUUGUUGCAAGCAAGAUGCAAGUGUUGAGCUAGGUGAAGAAAUGGCAAAACAAGUUUUUGAGAUAGAGGGGAGUGUUUGUAGCGGUGCUUACGUGCUUUUGUCAAAACUCUAUGCAUCAGCUAGCAGGUGGAAUGAAGUUGGUUUACUUAGGAAGCUAAUGAGUGAUAAGGGUGUGACUAAAAAACCUGGCUGUAGUUUAAUAGAGAUAGAUGGAGUUGCUCAUGAAUUUUUUGCUGGGGACACAACUCAUCCAAAAAGUGAAGAUAUAUACAAGUUUUUGAAUGAAAUUGAUGAGAAGCUAGAAUCAAUGGGGUAUUUACCUGACUACUCAGGGGCACAUUUGGUUGAUGAGACUAUAGAUGGAAAGAAGAGCACUCUGAGGUUGCACAGUGAGAGAUUGGCCAUAGCUUUUGGGCUCUUGAACUCAAGACCGGGCAUGCCAAUAAGAGUAUUUAAGAAUCUAAGAGUGUGUAGUGAUUGCCAUAAGGUUACUAAAUUAAUAUCCUCAAUUUACAAUGUGGAGAUAAUUGUAAGAGAUCGUGCUCGAUUCCAUCACUUUAAAGAUGGAACCUGUUCUUGUAUGGAUUAUUGGUGAUAGAUGCUCAUGCAAUGGGUCAUGAAAUGUAUAGUGGAAAAUCUCUGGAGAACUUCAUCGAAAUGAUAUUCUGGGUGCAGUUGACCAAUGGAAAUCCAUGUUUAUGUAUUACUAUCUAUUCUCUUUGCAAAUCCUUGGAUAAAAAGGAAGACAUACUGCUUACUGUAGCAGACUAAUGUUUCUACACCAUGAGUCCUUGGAUCUAUAACUCAUUUCCAAUUACAAUAUUUCUGUAAAUAGAUUGUUAAAGAUAAUGAACAAUUUUUCUUGCAGUUGCAAAAAAAUUGUAUCAAUUUAUUAUCAUCAUUUUAGGAAAUCAUCCUUUCCUUGCAGACUACCAAGUGACAGAUGCAU